GCCAAGAUGGCGGCGGCGGCGGCGGCGGCGGCGGCGACCGAGCAGCAAAGUUCCAAUGGGCCAGUGAAGAAAUCCAUGCGGGAGAAGGCUGUAGAGCGAAGGAACGUCAACAAAGAACACAAUAGCAACUUUAAAGCUGGGUAUAUUCCUAUUGAUGAAGACCGUCUCCAUAAGACUGGGUUGAGAGGGAGAAAGGGCAACUUGGCCAUCUGCGUGAUUAUCCUCCUCUUUAUCCUGGCCAUCAUCAACCUGCUGAUUACACUUGUCAUCUGGGCUGUGAUCCGCAUUGGGCCAAAUGGCUGUGACAGCAUGGAGUUUCACGAGAGCGGUCUGCUGCGGUUCAAGCAAGUGUCUGACAUGGGCGUCAUCCAUCCGCUUUACAAGAGCACGGUGGGAGGAAGGCGGAAUGAAAACCUGGUCAUCACUGGCAACAACCAGCCAAUUGUUUUUCAGCAAGGGACAACCAAGCUGAGUGUAGAAAAGAACAAAACCUCCAUCACCAGUGACAUUGGGAUGCAAUUUUUUGACCCAAGGACACAAAAUGUCUUAUUCAGCACAGACUAUGAGACUCAUGAGUUUCAUCUGCCAAGUGGAGUGAAAAGUUUGAAUGUUCAGAAAGCAUCAACUGAAAGGAUUACCAGCAAUGCUACCAGUGACUUAAAUAUCAAAGUGGAUGGGCGUGCAAUUGUGCGUGGCAAUGAAGGCGUGUUCAUCAUGGGCAAAACCAUUGAAUUUCACAUGGGUGGUAACGUGGAGUUAAAGGCUGAAAACAGCAUCAUCCUUAAUGGCACCGUGAUGGUCAGCCCAACACGCCUGCCCAGUUCCUCCAGCGGCGACCAGUCAGGGAGUGGUGACUGGGUACGCUACAAGCUCUGCAUGUGUGCAGACGGCACGCUCUUCAAAGUGCAAGUAACAGGCCACAACAUGGGCUGCCAGGUCGCAGACAACCCUUGUGGAAACACUCACUAGAAGGUCCAUCCUCAGGGCUCGGUAUGUUCAGAUCUCAGCUGGACCCUUCCUUUGUAAGAAUGCAUGUGAACCAUGUUUUUACAGGGUUUGCCAUAACUUGUAAUUCUUUUAUCUGGAGAGUACCACUGUCUCGAUUACAUACUUUCCAUACUUAAGGGGUUUUUGAGUGCCUAAAUCCUAAUGUUUUAUUAAGUUGCACUGAUACUCAAGUGACAGUCCUCUAAAAUGAUUAAGAGAAGUUAAUAAAGUCAAAACUAUUUGAAGUGUUUUUAACAUUCUACUGUCUCUUGUCUAAAGGACGAGGGCUGAAGCAGUUAGGCCUCACCGUAAGCGUUGGCCGUUUCUAAUGGGGAGAGAUCCUCUAGAGAUGUUUGGAGGCACAGCAUCGCUGCCUGUGCUCUGUCUUUUCAAGGGGAAGGCACAGAUUUUUAAUGCAUUAACCCAAAGCCACAUUUUCACAAACAAGUCAUUAAAAACUUUCCAUCUACGAGCUUAUAAGAAACUAUGUUUCCUUAGUUUUGCACUAAAGAAAAUACUCUCUCAUGGUAUGUUUACUUGAAAUAAUAAUAUGUAUAGGUAUUUGCAGUGUGUAGACCUUAAAACAUAAUCACAGCACUUAUGGUUAGCAGUAACAGGAGCUGUCAUCUUGCCAUGCUGUCCUGGGCACUUUAUGCUGAUCUCUGUAACUCCAAGUGCAUCUCUUUAAGUAAGGGCUUCGCUCCCAGCCUCACCCAUGAGGAAACCAAAGGACAGAGAAACCAAGGAAGCUGCUCCAUCCGCAAAGUGAAGGAUGGACUCUGAGUUGGAAGUCGUGCAUGUGUCCAACCCAGGUCAACCCGAUUCCAAGUGUGUUUCUGCCUUUUUUAUUAUCUACACUGAAUUUUCAACCACUUAAAACUCUCAACGGAUGGAAAAAGCCUAAUUGUACUUUACCUAAUAGGUAAAAAUCAAGCAUGUGUGCUACUCUAAUUAAAAUACUAAUCUGUUAGCAAAACAUGACCAAUCACUGUCAGUUCUCAAACUGUCUUGAACUAGUUCCAAGCUGUCAUUCACUAGACAAAUCUGCUUGGUCUGCUUGUCACACGGGAGCAUCCGAAUGAGUUAUAGAGAGGCUGGAAUACUUUUCCCUAAGCUCUGUGAAGUUCAGUGAAAAGUGGGAGGGUCGGCCUCAAUAGGCCCUGCCACCCCUAUGUGUUUCCUCCAGCGCCCCGCACCAGCAGCACCCUUUGCAAGUGUCCUGUGCCUAGAAACUAGCGUACACUGGAAUAAAGAGUGCUAAUGCAGGGCAUGAUGCAGGUCAUUUUAGCUAGGUAUAAAACUUUUAUCUCUGCCCCCUCAUCUCACUGUCUCAUUUUAAUUAUUUACAGCUGAUUCUUAGCAUAUUUUAUACUUGAUUUGAAAGGAGUUUCCUGGCAUUGCUAAAACACACAAGAUCAGAGACCCACAAUACAUAGCUCUAAAGUAGACAGUCGGGAGAUAUCGUGGGUCUAGCUACACAGAAGCACAUUUGUAUUCUGCCAUGGUCACUUAGAAAUGUGUGCAUAAGAAAAUCAAUGUAUAAAGCAAUUUGUGUUCAGUAUUGUCACAAUUCUGUUAAAGGGAAAACUAAAUACUGUAUAGAUUGUACACUAAGUUAAGAAUUAACUUGAGACCUGAAACUGAGUGCAGAUUUUAGAUGUAAAGAAAGUGAUUUAUACCUUAUAUAUUCAAGUAUCAUUUAAUAACUAAAUAGUGCUCAGAAAAAAAAAAUCAAGUUUGGAAUUCUCAUUUCCACAUCUGUGUAUUUUUAAAUUGUACACUGUUACAUGUUUUAUUUAAACUUGUUUUGAGAAUUUCUUUAAAUAAAUAUUUUUACUAAUCCACAGAACACUAUAUUACAAAGUAUUAUUUCCUAAAUGCAAUUCAUGAAAAAAAUGUAUUUUUACAUUUUCUUGGGAAGCACUUGUGUUUGAUACAUCUCCACCGAGCGCUUUGAUGCUUUGUGAAACUGGUGGUUACCAGGUGCGGCAUGUUAGAGCGCCCAGCAAGCAAACCCACUGACACACUGACCUGGAAGCUGUGCCGAGAAGCGGAGCCUGGUGCACAGUGAAGCCGCACUGCUCACGAAGGCCGCCAGGGGGCGAACCCCUGCUCCUGUGUUCAUUCCUGUUUUGAAUGUACCAUACUGAGAGGACUUAGAGCAGCGCGGGGGAACAGACCCAGGGAGGAAAACAGAGGCACAUUUAUUUAAGCAGAGACAGUAUUCUAGAGGUGGACACCAGUGCAAAGAGACAGAAGAAAUAAACAUAAGAUUCCUCAGAGACAAGGCAGCAGGGAAAAUGCACCAUCUGAAGCAGGAGCUGGUCGCUGUUACAUGCAGUCUUUCAAAACAUGCUUAAUUGGCAAUCUUUUUGCAUUGUGACAGAAGUAAAGUAAACUUUGUGUGGUGGUUUUGAUGAUGGAAGGUAGAAUUUCUGCGUGGUUUUUAUGACUUUUUUAAGGGGGGUUAGAAUUACUGUGGUAAACUUGAAGAGGAGACCAUUGAAGUGUUGUUCAUUCUAAUCUUCGGAGUGAUGUUCAAUGGGGGCAAAGGUUAUAAGUUGUGCCACACAAAAAUGAACCUAUAAUGUGUUUCAGAUUGAUGACCUCUGUUUACAAUAAAAUUCUGUGAGCUCUGC
This is a messenger RNA of Psammomys obesus (fat sand rat), 3626 nucleotides long. It is a transcript of the gene Sgcb, whose product is annotated as sarcoglycan beta. Bases 7 to 969 code for a protein of 320 amino acids. NCBI's taxonomy places the organism in Eukaryota, Metazoa, Chordata, Mammalia, Rodentia, Muridae. The record is from RefSeq and is a predicted model, not a curated record. Gene Ontology annotation, cellular component: sarcolemma; sarcoglycan complex. The transcript is spliced from 6 exons. Gene Ontology annotation, biological process: muscle organ development.